UCUGUGAGCCAACAGUUGCGCUCGGUGUUUGUCGUUUUAAAACGGUAAACUGCUGAAUGAGCGGACAUUUUUUUUUAAACAACUCUUAUUUUGAAUAUGGAAACCAGCUUAUAAUUUAUUUUUGCAGUGCAUUGAAAUAAAAAAUUAACGAGGCGCUUAGGGAACUACCGACAUCAGUUCUUCCUGACAGAAUAAUGUCCCUGUACUGUGGCGUAUUGAACACUGAGUCAUCUCGCGUGGACGUCCACAAAGCAGCGCGUCAUUUCAACUCUGUUUUGAGGUGAUUCCUUCGCAACGGCUGCGCGGCGUUUGUGCGACGGUCAUUCAGUGACAUAUAAUGACCAUGUCAGUCCCGGAGAGAAACUCUGGAUCCGAGGAGAAGGAAGAGGAGAGCGAGGAUGAGAGUGAGAUCGUGGAGGAGAGUCCCUGCGGCCGCUGGCAGAAGCGAAAAGAGCAGGUGAGUCAGGGGAAUGUUCCUGGCGUGGAGAGCGCCUCUCUGGCCAUGGACACUGAAGAGGGUGUUGAGGUGGUCUGGAACGAGGUUCUCUUCCAGGACAAGAAGGUCUUCAAGACAGUGGAGGACAAAAUGAAGGAGAUGUUUGAGAACCUGAUGCAGGUGGAUCAUCCAAACAUCGUCAAAUUUCACAAAUAUUGGCUGGAUAUCGGGGACAAUCAUGCUCGGGUUGUGUUCAUCACUGAGUACAUGUCGUCUGGCAGCUUGAAACAGUUCCUCAAAAAGACCAAGAAAAACCACAAGAGCAUGAAUGUCAAGGCCUGGAAACGCUGGUGUGCGCAGAUCCUCUCUGCCCUCAGUUACCUGCACUCCUGUGACCCUCCCAUAAUUCACGGCAACCUCACAUGUGACACCAUCUUCAUUCAGCACAACGGCCUCAUUAAAAUUGGAUCAGUUUGGCAUCGACUCUUUGUGAAUGUGUUCCCAGAAGGCGGCGUCCAAGGUAAACUACACCAGCACCGAGAUGAUAAGAGGAACCUGCACUUCUUCAGUCCAGAGUACGGCUCAUGUGAAGAUGACUACGCUAUUGACAUCUUCUCUUUUGGGAUUUGUGCUUUGGAGAUGGCCGUGUUGGAGAUCCAGGCAAAUGGAGAUUCAGUUGUGUCCAAGGAGGCCAUAACCAAUGCGGGCCAAUCAUUAGAAGACCCACUUAUGAGGGAGUUCACCCAGAUGUGUGUGCGUCACAAUCCCAGACUCCGGCCGACGGCACAUGACCUGCUGUUUCACCGCGUGCUGUUUGAAGUGCACUCACUGAAGCUGCUCGCAGCACACUGCCUCAUCAAUAACCAGUACAUGCUUCCAGAAAACUGUGUGGAGGAGAAGACCAAAUCAUUCGACCCAAAUGGAGUCAUGGCAGAGAUUAUUCACAAAGAUCAUCCUCGCGUUCAGCUCAAGUAUUCUCAUGUUUCUCCUCUAGAGCUGGACAAGUUUCUGGAGGAUGUGAAGAAUGGCAUUUACCCGCUGAUGAAUUUUGCGUCCACUCGACCCCAUCCUGUACCUCGCGCCCUCUCCAUGUCCCAAGAACAUGUGGAGACAGUGAAGACCCCCACACCCGAGCCACAAGAGGCUGAAACCAGGAAGGUGGUACAGAUGCAUUGCAACCUGGAGUCCAAUGAAGACACUACUAAAACCCAUCUCACUCUUUUCUUGAAACUCGAUGAUAAACUCCAUCGGCAGCUCAGCUGUGAUAUUAUGCCAAAUGACAGUUCCAGAGAUUUGGUCAAUGAACUUAUCCAUCAUUCCUUCAUCAGUGAGGAGGAUGGUGACAAGAUAGUGGCGUUACUGGAGGAUGCUUUGAACCGACAGCGUGGGUCCGCUAGUGCCAUAACAACCAUAUGAAUGACAAUGGUGUGUUGCCAUGGCGAUGGACAUUUACAUGCCAGUGGAACCUGAGAGGGAGGCCCGCCAACAGAAGGAGAAGGACAAUAGAAACGAGCGAUCCAGUUUGUCAGUUAGUGUGGAUAGUUGGAAUUGGAACUGUGGUCAAAUCAAGAUGACAGAACACGGCAUACUGGUUUUUAUGACAACAUGUGAUUGACCAGGUUAGGGGGCUCCAAGAAUGCCCAUCUAAGAGGAUUGUGCUAACCUCCCCGAGUCUCCAUCCAGCACUUCCAGGUGUCACUGUAGGAACCAUCCUUCCCACAAUCCCAUGGGAUGCUUAAGGGCAGUUCGGCUUCUCUUGAAGAGAGUCGUAUGUGGUGUAGGAGGUGUCUGCUGUGGAGAGCUCAAUAGAUGAGAAACGACCCCUUUAGGAAAACUAAUUUGUUAAAGUUCAAUAUUGCCAAUCUUCUUCAUUUUGUGGCUUAAACACAGUUCUGUGGAAAAACUAGGCCAGAAACAUAUUCUACACAAGUAUGCCAACACAUUGCAAGUGCACGUGCGUUUUUGUGUUACUGUGGCAUUAACACACCAGAGUACUCAAAGAGAGCAGUAGAGUUGCAAUAUAUAUGCCAUGAAAGCAGAUUUGUUGAUAUAGCUAUCAGAAGUUAAGCUUGACAAGUUUCUCUUCAAACUGUUGCUCUGCCAUAAAAACAGUUUACACUAAUGCUAAUGCUUCACUAGUGGCAACGCUUUAAAUCCGAGGUAGCACAGCUAGAAGCAUUAACAUUGACUUACUUGCGUAGAUUAUGUUACUGUCAUGAGGAAAUAAUAAACUUAGCAUUAAUAAGGCAUCAUUGGAUUGAAGAGUCAGUUAGGAUGUACAUUUUCUGGAGAUUUACCGGUUAUAUUUUAGCUUGUCAGUUUUCCCAAAAUGCAAUCUUCUAAAUGUAUCUUAUGAAAGAAGUUGCUUUAACUGAUGUGGUUAAGGCCAAUCAAAUGAAUAUGAUUGUAAUUCUCUGCAGUCUUCACAUUGCCCUGUCAGCUAUCACAAGAAUGUCUUAAUAUGCAGUUGGAGUGUUUUGCGUAUACAGGAAUGUAUUGCCUUAUAUAAACAUUGCUGUUUGCUGGUGUCUAAUAACACGAAUUGAAAAUAAUUUCAAAGAGCCACACAUUUUAUACAGAUCGCACAUGUAAGAAACGUGAAGGAUCCUGGUUAGUCAACCAGCUAACUAGCUGUCAGACUACAUGGUUUUGGUAAUGACUGUUGUAGAAUGCAUUAAGAUGUAUUCAUUUCUGUGGGAUACACCAAGAAGUUCUUUGU
Sinocyclocheilus anshuiensis is the source of this 3155-nucleotide messenger RNA. Its product is annotated as nuclear receptor-binding protein 2-like. Gene Ontology annotation, molecular function: ATP binding; protein kinase activity. The record is from RefSeq and is a predicted model, not a curated record. Bases 338 to 1852 code for a protein of 504 amino acids. The transcript has 18 exons. Lineage: Eukaryota; Metazoa; Chordata; Actinopteri; Cypriniformes; Cyprinidae. Gene Ontology annotation, biological process: protein phosphorylation.